Messenger RNA from Verticillium dahliae VdLs.17, 1181 nucleotides. RefSeq lists its product as uncharacterized. Gene Ontology annotation, molecular function: acyltransferase activity, transferring groups other than amino-acyl groups. Bases 399 to 1181 code for a protein of 260 amino acids. The record is from RefSeq and is a predicted model, not a curated record. The transcript has 4 exons. Lineage: Eukaryota; Fungi; Ascomycota; Sordariomycetes; Glomerellales; Plectosphaerellaceae.
CCAAGAAUAGUAUAGAUCAUCGAGUGCUCCUCGCGGGCCUCCUCCAUCUGCACACGUCAGUUGUGAUAUCAGCAACAGGAUACACAUUCAACUCAAAAAUUCUCACGAUAGUUCAUUCCAUCAUACAGCUGCUGCCACCACCUCUACGUCAUCGUCAGAUCCGCUUGGACGAGUCACCAGUCCCUCCGGCCACCGCUCCACCACAUCGCACAUCGCACAUCGCCACCGCCGAGGGCCUCAAAGCCUUGAUGUCGGUUGACCUCCGCACAAGCCUGAACUGCCUGCGCCACCCAUCCAGGUUCAUGCCUGUCUCGAGAACGCAACUCUCUCGAGUCCACACAGGCGACAGUAUACAGAAUUUACCCAACGCAAGUCUCCUGACCGCCUAAGCCGCCGCCAUGGAGACGCCCCUGAGCAAAUCCAGCCUCGCGACCCUCGUCGCCGAGCCGCGGCCGUCGCUCGUGCCCCCGCGCUGGGAGGACACGGUGCGCGCCGUGGCCGUGGCCGAGAGCAAGCAGGCCGGCCUGUCGCUGGCGCACUCGUUCGCGUCCGACGCGUCGAGCCGCUACCUCCUCGACGUCGACGACAUGGCGGCCCGCUCGGCCGAGCACAAGUGGAAGCUCCACGUCGACAUGAUGACGUACAUCACGACGGCGCACGCCCUCGACGGCCUCGUCACGACCAUUGGGCCGGACCACGAAGCCGUCGCACUGUGGGUCCCGCCCGGCAAGGACACGGACGGCUGGCUGAACCUCUUCCGCUCGGGCCUCUGGCGGCUCGCCUACCGGCUGACGCCCGAGGCGCGGAGGCGGUACAACGACGACUUCCUGCCGCUGCUGCACGACGCCAAGGCCGAGGUCAUGGGCGCGCGCGACGGCGAGUGCUACUACCUCGUGUACAUUGGCACCAAGCCGAACGCCCGCAAGAGGGGGUACGCGGGCAAGCUGCUCGACGACAUGAUUGCGCGGGCCGACGCCGAGGGCCGUCCCAUGUAUCUCGAGUCGAGCUCGCCGGAUAAUAAUGCCUACUACGCCAAGUUUGGCUUUGAAUUCAAAAAGGACAUUUACCUUCGGGGCAGCGGCGCGCCUGUGCCGCUUUCCAUCAUGGUGCGGGAGCCGCAGCUGGUGAAGCAGAAGCCGGUGUACGCUGCCGUCAAGGUCCAGAUGAACCGCCUGCGCUAG